AAUAAAAAUAAAACCAGGAGAAUACGUGACUUCAGGAAAAAAGAAUAUCCCUGCGCGGAAUUGCGGAAUUUACCCAAUUGCAUUGAUACUGUCGGCUGAUGCUGGUCGGCGUCCUGAACUUUUACGGAGUACUUCUGAUCAACUUUUAGUCUUCCCAGGUUUGCUACAAGCCCACAACCAGUUUUCUUCUCUCACCCAGUUUCUAGUUUUACCCACGGUAGGAGAUGAGUUCCUUAGCUUCAUUUGGGUCGACUUACCUCGAUCGUGGCUGCCCCCUGAAUUUCCAGGGUGAAUGGAAGAGCUCGAAGCUAAGGAAGCUCUGCGUGAGAGCUUCUUCAGCGGCUGCCCAAGCUCAACAAUCGGAAAAGUUUCGAAUAGGUGUUCUUGGAGCCAGUGGCUACACUGGUUCAGAGAUUAUCAGACUCCUAGCGAAUCAUCCACAAUUCAAGAUUACUCUAAUGACCGCAGACAGAAAAGCUGGACAAUCAAUAGAGUCAGUUUUUCCUCACUUGGUUUCACAAGAUUUGCCAAAUCUGGUUUCUGUCAAGGAUGCAGAUUUUUCCUCUGUGGAUGCUGUGUUUUGUUGUUUACCACAUGGAACGACCCAGGAAAUCAUCAAAGGUCUGCCAACUAGUCUAAAAGUGGUUGAUCUUUCUGCGGACUUCAGAUUGCGUGAUGUUGCUGAAUAUGAUGAAUGGUAUGGUCAGCCUCAUAGAGCACCAGAGUUGCAGAAAGAAGUAGUAUAUGGUUUGACUGAGAUUUACAGAGCAGACAUUAAUGAUGCACGAUUAGUUGCAAAUCCUGGCUGUUAUCCAUCAUCUGUUCAACUCCCUCUAAUUCCACUGAUAAAGGCUAACCUCAUUGAGUUAAAAAACAUCAUAAUUGACGCGAAAUCUGGUGUUAGUGGAGCAGGACGUGGUGCAAAAGAGGCCAAUCUGUACACUGAAAUAGCAGAAGGGAUACAUUCUUAUGGCAUUACAAGGCAUCGCCAUGUUCCAGAGAUUGAACAAGGAUUGUCAGAAGCUGCAAAUUCAAAAGUUACAAUUAGUUUCACUCCACAUUUGAUGCCAAUGAGCCGUGGUAUGCAAUCAACUAUUUAUGUAGAAAUGGCUCCUGGAGUUACAACUGAUGAGUUAUACCAGAAUUUAAGGAGCUUUUAUGAGAAUGAAGAAUUUGUAAUAUUGCUAAAGGGCAAAGAAGUCCCCCAUACCCGACAUGUCCGAGGAUCCAAUUACUGUCUCAUGAAUGUUUUUCCAGACCGAAUCCCAGGGAGAGCUAUAAUAAUAUCAGUCAUUGAUAAUCUCGUGAAGGGUGCCUCUGGUCAAGCCUUGCAGAACCUCAACGUGAUGAUGGGAAUUCCUGAAAAUUCAGGGCUUCAUUGCAUUCCUUUAUUUCCUUGAGAUGUUUUUUGUUUGACCUCAUCACCCUGGUCACAUUUCCACAUGUAUCAAUAGUUUUCUUCAUGCCUUAAUGAUGAAGUUCCCAUAACGUUAUAGGCUCAGAGUCUCAGACCCCCAACUGGCCAUUUUCCCCUAGUGUAAAAAUAAGGUGUGCUAAAAAGCACCAAGUUUUAGGCUUACAUCCCUAAAUUUAUGUAUGUAUGGAAUAAAGCAAUAAAAAGCUGUAUUACUUUUAGCACAUUGUUUUUCUCAUGCUAGUUGGUGGAGAGGCUUUACAUCAUGUAAUCACAUUGAAUUUCAACUGCUUUUCAAUUUUCACAAU
Messenger RNA from Cuscuta europaea, 1722 nucleotides. Lineage: Eukaryota; Viridiplantae; Streptophyta; Magnoliopsida; Solanales; Convolvulaceae. The record is from the annotation of a GenBank genome assembly.